Eptesicus fuscus (big brown bat) is the source of this 3752-nucleotide messenger RNA. It is a transcript of the gene KIF3B, whose product is annotated as kinesin family member 3B. Gene Ontology annotation, biological process: microtubule-based movement. The coding region runs from base 145 to 2388 and encodes 747 amino acids. The transcript is spliced from 9 exons. Gene Ontology annotation, molecular function: ATP binding; microtubule motor activity; microtubule binding. The record is from RefSeq and is a predicted model, not a curated record. NCBI's taxonomy places the organism in Eukaryota, Metazoa, Chordata, Mammalia, Chiroptera, Vespertilionidae.
CCGGGGCAGUAGGGAAUGGCUGAGCCCGGGAUUUGCCGCCUCCGCCGCCGCCGCCGCCGCUACCGCCCGCUCUCGGCUGCCGCCGCAGGACCUUAGCAUCCUGAGACAUCAUAGCCUUCAGGGUUGACCUGGUCAGAGUUCAUCAUGUCCAAGUUAAAAAGCUCAGAGUCAGUCAGGGUGGUGGUUCGCUGUCGGCCCAUGAAUGGCAAGGAAAAGGCCGCUUCAUAUGACAAGGUGGUAGAUGUGGACGUGAAGCUGGGCCAGGUGUCUGUGAAGAACCCCAGAGGAGUGGCCCAUGAAAUGCCCAAGACCUUCACCUUUGAUGCAGUGUAUGACUGGAAUGCCAAGCAGUUUGAACUCUAUGAUGAGACGUUCCGACCGCUUGUGGACUCCGUUCUGCAGGGUUUCAAUGGGACGAUUUUUGCCUAUGGACAAACAGGAACUGGGAAAACCUACACAAUGGAAGGAGUCCGUGGUGACCCUGAAAAAAGAGGGGUCAUCCCUAACUCAUUUGAUCACAUCUUCACCCAUAUCUCUCGAUCCCAAAAUCAACAGUACCUGGUCAGGGCUUCUUACUUAGAGAUCUACCAGGAGGAGAUCCGAGAUUUGCUCUCAAAGGAUCAGACCAAAAGGCUUGAGCUCAAAGAGAGGCCUGACACUGGAGUGUAUGUGAAAGACCUGUCUUCCUUUGUCACCAAGAGCGUGAAGGAAAUAGAGCACGUGAUGAAUGUUGGGAACCAGAACCGUUCUGUUGGUGCUACUAACAUGAAUGAGCACAGUUCACGUUCUCAUGCAAUUUUUGUCAUCACCAUCGAGUGCAGUGAGGUGGGCCUUGAUGGAGAAAACCACAUUCGUGUAGGGAAAUUGAACCUUGUAGAUCUUGCUGGCAGUGAACGGCAAGCCAAGACCGGUGCACAAGGGGAAAGACUGAAGGAAGCGACCAAGAUCAACCUGUCCCUUUCAGCCUUGGGUAAUGUCAUCUCUGCCCUGGUGGAUGGCAAAAGCACUCACAUUCCAUAUCGGGACUCGAAGCUUACCAGGCUCCUCCAAGAUUCUCUUGGUGGCAACGCUAAAACUGUGAUGGUGGCCAAUGUGGGGCCUGCCUCUUACAAUGUAGAAGAAACUCUGACCACUCUGAGAUAUGCCAACCGUGCCAAAAACAUUAAGAACAAGCCAAGGGUCAAUGAGGACCCUAAGGAUGCCCUCCUUCGAGAAUUUCAGGAAGAGAUUGCUCGGCUCAAGGCCCAGCUAGAAAAACGGUCCAUUGGCAGGAAAAAGAGGCGAGAAAAACGGAGGGAAGGUGGUAGCAGUGGUGGGGGUGGGGAAGACGAGGAGGAUGAGGGAGAAGAAGGUGAGGAGGAAGGGGAUGAUAAGGAUGAUUAUUGGCGGGAACAGCAAGAAAAACUGGAGAUUGAGAAGCGGGCCAUUGUAGAGGACCACAGCUUGGUUGCAGAGGAGAAGAUGAAGCUGCUGAAAGAGAAGGAGAAGAAGAUGGAGGACCUGAGGCGGGAGAAGGAUGCUGCCGAGAUGCUGGGCGCCAAAAUCAAGGCCAUGGAGAGUAAGCUGCUUGUUGGAGGAAAAAAUAUAGUAGAUCAUACCAACGAACAGCAGAAAAUCUUGGAGCAAAAACGGCAGGAAAUUGCAGAGCAGAAACGUCGAGAAAGAGAAAUCCAGCAACAGAUGGAAAGUCGAGAUGAGGAGACCUUAGAACUUAAAGAGACCUACAGCUCGUUGCAGCAAGAGGUGGACAUCAAGACCAAAAAACUCAAAAAGCUCUUCUCCAAGCUUCAGGCAGUGAAGGCAGAGAUCCAUGACCUCCAAGAAGAGCACAUCAAGGAGCGGCAGGAGCUGGAGCAGACUCAGAAUGAGCUCACCAGGGAGCUGAAACUCAAGCAUCUUAUUAUAGAAAACUUUAUUCCUCUGGAAGAAAAAAGUAAAAUUAUGAAUAGAUCCUUCUUUGAUGAAGAGGAAGAUCAUUGGAAACUACAUCCUAUAACCAGACUGGAGAAUCAGCAGAUGAUGAAGCGGCCCGUCUCAGCUGUGGGAUAUAAGAGACCAUUGAGCCAGCAUGCAAGAAUGUCCAUGAUGAUUCGUCCAGAGGCUCGAUAUAGGGCAGAAAACAUUGUGCUGCUAGAGCUGGACAUGCCCAGCCGGACCACCAGGGACUACGAGGGCCCUGCCAUUGCCCCCAAAGUCCAGGCGGCAUUGGAUGCAGCUCUGCAGGACGAAGAUGAAAUACAGGUGGAUGCAUCAUCCUUUGAAAGUACUGCAAAUAAGAAAUCCAAGACCAGGCCUAAAAGCGGAAGGAAGUCGGGAUCCUCCUCCUCUUCCUCAGGAACCCCUGCAUCUCAGCUUUAUCCACAGUCUCGGGGGCUGGUUCCAAAGUAAAGCCAGUUCCUGCUCUCCUGGGGUUUAAACAGCAGUUGCCUUCUGAGAAAAGAGCUGAGCAAAUACCUGCAGAGACGACUCCAGCCCAAACUCAGAACAUUCCCCUGGGGAGAAGCGAUGGCCUCUUUGCAGAUUAACCAACUUAAUCUGGCUGAAAGGUGCUGGUCCUAACCUGGCAUUCAGCUCCUCUGGGCAACGUCCCUUAAUUAGCAUCUCAGAUAUGCAUGGGUAAGGUAAAGUGCGGUAGUCGAAGUGGAAAGCAAGAGGAUGACCAGUGACCUUGCUUCCCUUCUCCCUUCCCUUCUCCCCUCUCCUUUUCUAGCCUGUUCUUUACACUGGGCUCCCUUCUUGUUGAACAAAAGGGCAGAAUCAGGAGUCACCUUAGCAGGACCAAGUCUUUGGAGCCUCAGGAUAAAACAGCAGUGAGGUUGAAAAGUGAAAGCCCUAGAACUUGAAUACGUGCUUGUUCUUGUAGGUUGAAAUGAGAAAUCUCAUUUGGACCCAAACCCCCAGUGGGCAUGAUCCAUGCUCCUCAGUAAGAAGGGGAUCUGUCUUUGGGAUCUGCUAAAUGAGGAAAUGUUUUCCGAGGAAGCUACCAAUUUCUCUCCUGAGGGGUUAAUGUUGGAAGCAAUAGAAAUCACAUUCCCUUUGCCUCCUUGGAGAGUUUAAAGGCUUCUUUAAAAACCUCAAAACCAUGACCAUCCUGUCAAAGACAUAAAUCUGUAAGCUGAUGCCAUGUCCAUACACCGUGUCAUUUUACUCUUCAUUUGUCACCAUCUUUAGCCAAGUGUGUGUACUCUGAGCAUCCUUCCUAGGCCCAUCUGCCUCCUGAGCAUGCUCUACAGUGGGCCUGUUUUGUGGGAGAAGGGAGGCUGGCUCUGCCUUCUCUGUUUGGACAAAAGUAGGGGGAAUGAGACAUAUGGUGGCACUUCUGAACCAUUUUGUCCCAUAUUUACGUAGAGAGCAUAAGGGUACUGGGCAGAUGCAGAGACAGAGACAUGCGGCUCAGUGCAGUGUGAAGGGAAGACAAAGGUGGGAGCAAAUGAACCUGCCUGCCUUCAGCUGAAACUCACCAAAUCCUAGGAUGGUGGCUCUCCCAGGCAGAACCUGAAGUGGUGGCUAGGAGGUGCUGUGUGAUUGUAUAGGCUCAGAGGAGAGUUAGAAAUUCCCCAUUUACAUAUACUAGUUUGGUUUAUAAGUUUUAGUUCUUUGUAUUGAAAUUCAAAGCUUCAUUUUAUGUUGGUCAUUAGGUGACUGUUACUCCUUUUCCCCCCAAGAAACACUCAUAAGUGUGUGUGGAUGUGCAAGCACAAUGGUGCCUAUGUCCUUUGAGUGUGUCCACGUGUGUCUGUAAGAGAAAGAUA